Molecule: messenger RNA, 915 nt
Organism: Fusarium redolens
Lineage: Eukaryota; Fungi; Ascomycota; Sordariomycetes; Hypocreales; Nectriaceae
Exons: 2
Coding region: 1-915 (304 amino acids)
Source: RefSeq, a predicted model, not a curated record
AUGCUCAUUCUAAUUGCAGGCAUCACCGGCAUGGUCGGCCAGACCCUUGCUCGCUAUGCACUGGAAGAAGGCUAUCAAGUCCGCGGGUUGAGCAGGAACCCUGAUAAGCUCAAUACCGAUAUCAGAUCAAAACUCGAGAGUUUCGUUGCCUGUCCAGACUUCCUUGAUAAAUCUUACCUUGCGAAAGCUGUCAAGGGAGUCGAUGUCGUUAUCGCAGCUCUGCCUCCAGUGCCCAAAAUUAUUGGAGCAGGUCAACUGGCCCUCUUGCUGGAAGCUGAGAAAGCAGGUGUCAAGGUUUUCCACGCCGCUUCUUGGAACUUUGAUUGGACUAAGCUCGAACUCGGCGAUCACGAGACGUACGAUGCUUAUAUCGCCUUUAAGCGCCUUGCCGAACUCUCAUGCAGCUUGAAGCCAAUCUAUGGUUUCACAGGUGCCAUUUUAGACUAUAUGCUCGUUCAUAUCAAGCACGCAGGUCGACCCAGUAUGAUCAACACCGAGACACGAAGUGUUGCAUAUUUCGGUACCGGCGAAGAAAAGAUGUCCUUUACUACCCUUGAUGACUUGGUUAAAUAUACACUGGUCGCUAUAAAUGAUCCAGAUAUCAUUAAGCGUGGUAUUUACUACGUCGAGUCAUCUCACUGCACCAUGCCGGAGUUGGCUAAUAUUUAUGGCAAAGUGCGUGGCUAUGAGAUUAAGAAACAGUGCUUUGGCGGCAAGGCUGAACUUCAAGCGAUGUUGCAACAGGCCAGAGCGAACAUUAAUGCUUUGGACGCGAACAAAUAUAUCGACUUGGCUUACGGGAUGGUAAUUUUGAAUGGCAAGACAGUUAUUGAUCCUGUUGAUAAUGAAAGAUGGGCCAGCAAGGUCAAACCAACGAGCCUGGAGCAGUGGCUCAAAGAGCAUCCCGAGGCCUAG